Molecule: messenger RNA, 5951 nt
Organism: Procambarus clarkii (red swamp crayfish)
Lineage: Eukaryota; Metazoa; Arthropoda; Malacostraca; Decapoda; Cambaridae
Source: RefSeq, a predicted model, not a curated record
UGAGCUAUCAACAAGACAGUGAUGGUCGCUGCCGAGCUCAGCUGUGUAUUCGCGUUCUGUUGCCUUAAUUUGACCAUAUUGUUGUAGCUUUUAAGACUCUGGGGAACCUAUGCAUGGACAACAGCUAUGAAUUCUCUCCGGAAAUGGUUCUACAGACCCCGGAAAGAUGACCCUUCCUUGAUGGCACAGUUUUACUAUGCUGAUGAUGAGUUGAACAUGGUAGCAGCGGAGCUUGAUAGUUUUGACGGCAGGAAGGAUCCUGAGAGAUGCACUGCUCUUGUCAACCAGCUUCGCCAGUGCCAGGACAGGGUUCUCAAUAUAUGCAUAGAGAUGAUGGAUGAGAUCAUCCCACAUGAGCGUGCCAGUCGGGAUUUUCGUGUGAAAUUCCCUGAUGAUGUCAUGCAGGAGAAUUUAGCAGGACAGCUGUGGUUUGGUGCAGAGUGUUUGGCAGCUGGGAGUAGCAUCAUGAACCGUGAAGCGGAGAGCUCGCGCAUGAGACCACUGGCCAAAGCUGUAACUAAGACCAUUGAGACGGUUAGAAAUCUCCUAAGAGAACAGUGCCUAAAGCCUGUUCCAGAGUACACAGAAAAAAUUCGAGAGUCCCUAAAGAUUUUUGAUAGACUCUUUGCCGAGUUUGAGUUGAGCUACGUGAGUGCGAUGGUGCCGGUGAAGAGUGUCGAGGAACACGAUGUUCAACAGAAUGUUGUUGUUCUUUUUUCCGAAACUGUCCAAAGGGCUCUGAAACUUGGUUUAACGACUCAAGACCAAAUUGACGAUUAUGACCCGGCAUUGAUGUUCACAAUUCCUCGUCUGGCCAUUGUUGCCGGUUUGGUUAUGUUUCCCGACGGACCCUUAAACUUAGACCGGGAACCUAGGAGCCUGUCUGAACUAUUUCGACCAUUUAGAACGUUGCUGAGCAAAAUACGUGAACUCCUGUGGACAAUGAGCACUAGUGAGUUGGCAGCUUUGGAAAAAGCGUUGUGCUCAAUAGAUGAACCUGACCCUUCCUCACAGAUCCCUAAUGAUGACAGCCUACCACCAAAUGCAUAUGGGCAGGCAUCCUUUACUUCUGAUUUUGUUCAAAAAUUUUAUGCUAGCUAUCCAUCAUGCAAGUAUCUUACUCCAGAAUUAAGUUCUUUAUAUCAACCUGGAAAGAAACCCGAGCGCUAUGAACGGAAACGAGAAAGAACUUCUGGGAAAGGAAGAGGAUCACGCUCCAGAGCAAGGCAAGAACGUCAGAGUGAAAAAUUUCUGGCACGUCUGAAUGCCACCGUGGAAGAGAGGCCACGAGCACGUCGCAGAUCUCGCCGUAGCCACUCCCAUCGCCACCACCAAAAUCCCCCUCCCCCACCCCCUCCAGACAGUGAUAGUGGUGAAGAGCAUCGCCAUUCUCACCACCAUCAGUCAAGAUCAUCAUCAACUCGCCCUGAACGUCAGCAGCAGCAGCAGCAUCAGCAUCACCAUCACAUCCCUCCUCCCCCUCCACCACCACAUCAACACCACCAGCUGCAACUUCAUGGACACCAGUCGGAUCAACGCUAUCAACACCAACGACACCAUGCUCACCGCCCAAGACGAUCCAAACACCAGCCUGUUGAUAGGAUCAAAAGCAUUGCCUGUUCGUGUGGCACCGUUAAUGAAUUUGAUCGUGGCUACCACGAUGAAUCUCAUCAGGGUUCCAAUCAAUCUGACGCUCCUCAUGGUAGUCAGACACACAGUGAAGCAGCACCACUUCAAUCUGUCAUUGCUCAUCCACACUGUAGCACUGCCUCAACACAUUGUGAUAGUUCGUGUGAUAAUGUUCAUGUAAAUAUUCAAGCUAAUAGUAGAUGGGAGGAGGCGAGUCCUUCAUAUGUUAAUGAUCGUGUUAGUAAUGUAGAAACCGCAGACAGUGGCACUCUGCGUCGUUUGUCUGACAUCCAGGAAUGUGAGAACAGGGAUUGUGAGGCUAGUGCAAGUGCAACAGCACAACUGUGCAUUCAUGAUGAUUCAUUAUGCACUAGUUCAUGUGAAGUGUGUGGGACUACUCAGCCAUGUUCAUGUCAUAAUCAGAGCCUUCAUGUGGAAAACACUUCCAGCACAACUGAUACAGAUAAUGUAGCUUCAUGUGGAUAUGCAAAAAAUAUGUCGGAGAUACAAAGCGAAAGUUGUAUUUCUGAGGACCUGCACGAACUAAAUAUAAGCAAAGAAUCAGAUACUGUAUCAUGCACUCAGGAAAUUGACCAAGGAAACCCUGAAACAAAUCCCCAGGUAUCAGUUUCAUCUGCUAUGGAUCCGGCUAGUCCAGAGAGUCAAAGUGGACAUUGUUCAAGUGGAUCAACGUCGCCUUAUAAUUCUGGUGCAGAAGAUGACGAGGAAGUAGCCCUGGCUCUUCAGGCAGCAGAAGUUGCUGCUACUUGGAGGGCUCGUGCAAGGUUUUCUGAUGCGCAAGAUUUGAUCCAUCGGCUGUUUGUGUGCAUCUCGGGUGUUGCCGACCAGCUCCAGACAAACUACGCCAGUGACUUGCGCAAGAUCCUUAAGUGCGUGUUCCUCAUGAAUCAGUCCCCCCCUGAGGAGCCACCCAAGAGCCAAGGCAAUGAGGAGCCUCAGUGGUCGGCAUCUUCCCCUAUACAUUCCUAUGAAGAUGAUGAAAAUGCUGAAAACUCCAUUGGUGGCAAUGAUUCUGAACGUCUGAGUGUUGAGAGUGCUGAGGAUGCCCUUGUGGUAAUAGGGAGCCCAGAACAUCAUUGCAACUCACCUGUAUUGAGCACAGAGGACCAGCCCAUUGGAGAUUCCCCUCAUUCAUCCCCACAAUCCUCUCCUCCAUCAUCUCCAUCGGCAGUUUUAUCUUUACUAUCUCCUUUUGCCUCACUUGCUGCACCCCUAACAUCUACUUCAUCUGUAGUGUUAACUCCACAAGUGAUGCAGCCAUCUUACACACCUGCCACUGACAUCCCCUUAUCUCCUACGAGCUCGCUUCUGACCUCGUCGUCUCCACCCGCGUGUCCUCCGUCUGUACAAGUCCCGGCGGCAAUCUUCAACGACCAUGCUCUUAUGCAGUUCUCUGAAGUAACUCAGGCAUCUAUACCUCCGAACGUUGAGCUACUUCCUCCCCCACAAAUGCAGUAUGCCGAGUCCUUUGGGGUUAUCCCUGAACCCUUCACUCGGUCUCCACAGGAACAGUCAAUGGUAACUCGAGAUGGCGUUGAACUAGUUUCAUCCAGCAGCCCCAGAGAACGAAACAACGAGUCUGGUCGUCGACGGCGUCGGGUCCAAGAACCCCCAGUAUGGGUGCCUGACCAGCAAGCCCCGAGGUGCAUGGCGUGUGGGGCAGCUUUUACUAUGGUACGCAGGCGCCACCACUGCAGAAAUUGUGGCAAGGUAUUCUGUGCACACUGCAGUCAACAUGCAGUGCCACUACCGCAUUAUGGAAUAUGGAAGGCUGUGCGUGUGUGUAACGUUUGCUUCCUCUACUAUGUCACAUUCACUACAGAAACUACAACGCCAUCCUCUUGACCCCACCAUGUAAGCAGCGAGGAUUCUCAUCAUCAUUACCACACUGUGCACAGCCUCGGAGAUGACGGCCAACACGAUAAUCAACACCUGAGUUACCACAGCCUCGACCAACAUUACCAUUAAUAUGCACAUUUCAAUAUGCACAUGGUAAUGUCCAGUGUGGAUGCCGUUGUAGCUGCUUCUAACCAUAGCAGUUACAGUUGGUGUGUGUGGAGACUCCAACCAGUUAGCUCAGUAAGUAGAACUGGCAACUUCCCGACUAACAUGCUGCACUCGUAAUCCUAGCGCAGUUGCUAAAUAAUUAAGCCUCAUCCAAAUGCCUUAUAAGUUGACUGUUAAUAUUACCAAAGGUGUCUUGCAGUUCAUUAUGUCAAAUUUUAAUAUAGCUGUCCACAGUAUGCAAGAUUUUGACGUAGCUUAAGUAGGAAGGUAAUAGUAUGUUCGUUGAUAUAUUGUGACUUAGAUACCAUGUAUCUAGUACUGUAAUUUACAUUUUCAACUGUUGUUUAUAAAAAUGUUAUAAAGUCCCGCUGGUUGGGUCACUGCCACACAGAUAUGUUAGUCACUAGGAGAUGUGUGACAAAAUAGCACCAAGACAGUACUUUGAUUUUGUUUUUGUGAGAUUCUACACGUUUCAUAAAGUUGCAUAAUAGCAAAUGUACUAAAAAUCUACUUAGUAAGUGUAUUUUAUUAAAACAAGUUUUACAUGUUUAUUUUAUGAUGUGAGACUCCUGCCUAUUCAUGUUUGUCUUGUAUUUCUAUUACAAAUAUAAAUAUAAGCAGAAUUGGUUUUAGGUUUUAAAAAGGCAACAUUGCCGUUAUGAAAGAAGCUUAUUGUUAGUUGUUGAAUGUUGGCAGGUUGUCCUAGUCAAGUACCAAUUCCAAUAUUUAGUCAGAUUUCUGUUAUAAAAGUAGUUCUUGAAGAAAAGGUGUAUUUUUCUUAACGAGACUAGUACUCACCUAGUUGUGUUUGCGGGGGUUGAGCUCUGGCUCUUUGGUCCCGCCUCUCAACCGUCAAUCAACAGGUGUACAGAUUCCUGAGCCUAUCGGGCUCUGUCAUAUCUACACUUGAUGGCAGUGUGUGCAGCACUGCUCCUGGACCAGGGGUCAAGAGUCAUUAAUUAGGUACGACACCCGCGCCGCUUGCCUUGAUCAUGGCGCCUUAGUCCGUAUUUCCUAAUCGCUGAACAAGUCUGGAACUGCUGCAGUGUUGUUCUUGACCCAAGGUUAUUAUUGUUAUAAAUGGUCUCUAAGCUUGCCAAGUGUUCAAUACAAACCAAGCUGACGGAAUUCAUGAAGAAAGUGUCUUGUCUGAUAAGUGGUCACUUAAGUGCUUGAUGAACCUUGGACCAAAUUGAUUGGAGAGGGAUUUUAAAUGCACAAUAAUAUUGGCUUGAGCUACCUUGUCAUGUGCAUAAUAAUAAUAAAAAGCGUUCUGGCCAGAUUGUCAUUGUUCAGAUAUUUGACUUUGUGUAAUAGUUGACAUUUGAUGAAACCUCAAUUUAAAAGUUAACUUCAGUAUUUACACUGUAAAGUAUUGCACUUUUUCCAUUUAAUUAAUAACAGAUUUACUAAAAUUAUAUUAUUCAUUAUUUUUUAGAUAAUGCAUUUAAUAAACUUUGUUGUUUAAGUAGAUGUUCUUGAAAAUUCCAAUUAUCACCUAUAGACAAGUUUCAGAUAGAAAGUUGGGUCAAAUGUACAGUACAAAGAAAUGAAAAUAUCUUUAAGGCAUAGCUGUUUGAGAUUGGAGGACCGCAUUUGUACCAAAAUUGAUUCCAAAUGUGUGCGCUCCUCACAAAGGGACCAGGUGGACACACCCAUAUAAUGAUUCUUCUGGGCGGCACAGUAAUACUUCUUACUUAAAUCCUUCACUUUCAUAUUAAUUCCAUGUUCUAGUAAAAGCUUAGGAAAUAAAUCAUUGUACAUGCAAUUAUGCAUUCAUUCAUUCACUGAAAAAUAACUCCUGUCCAGAAACAAAAGCACUUACUAUCCACUUUCUUUUUUCAACCUAAUUGUGUCAUAGGAUUAAUUAACAUUGAACAAGAUCUGAAUCCAAUUAAAAGUGGCUUAACAACAGCCACAUUUGUUAUAGUAUUUACAGUAUAACUAUAUUUUUAUUCACCGUCAUGCUUCCAAGUUAACGUACGUAACUACAUACACCACCCACAAAAUAUACGACAUUUGUGCCAAUAACUCUACAUCUUAAUUGUGCCCAACAGUCUGGGUAUUUUCUCCAGGCAAAUUUGGGCAAGUGGGAUUGAUGUAACAUUUAAGCAACAUUGAUGACAUGAAUUAAAUGUUACUCGAGCAUGUUUUGCCUGCAGAGUUUGAGCAGAUGACAGAGGCCAUGAACAAGUCAUCCCAACACUUGUUUUCCCCUGCUUUUUGCAGCAUAGUUUUCACAGAUUUGAAAGCCUUUAUAUUGUGAAAUUCUAAUAAAGGAAAUUUUACAUGCA